CCACCUCAGCAAUAGCUCCCUGAUACACGCACACCUUUAGAAGAACAUGAUGAAGAAGCACUUGUUACAUUUUGUGUUCUUUUUAGUUUUGACCUGGAGUUUUGUGACAUGCAUUCCUGAUAAAAAGGCUAAAGACAACUUUCCAUCAGAUGUGUUUCACAAUAAAACAAUCAUCACAGAUCACCAUCAUCUAGAAGAAGACCUUAAGAAUGAAAUAGGUGACAUUGACUUGGAGAAGGCCUCUGAAGACGAACUGGAGUUUUACUAUUUUACAAUGCACGACUUUGAUCACAAUAAGCUUUUGGAUGGACUAGAGAUAAUGGCUGCAUUGCAGGACUCACUCGAACAUUAUCUCGGUGAUGCAUUUUCCAAGGAAGAGAAGAUGAAGCACUAUAUAGACAUGACAGAUGAAGUCCUAGAGGAGGAUGAUCUGGACAAAGAUGGCUUUUUAUCCUAUGUCGAGUACAUGCAUUCUCAAAAACGUACAGCCAGCCCUACGACCAUUUUGGAUAAGACUGCAAAGGACAAAAAAGACUCUAAGAAAAGUACUUAAUCUAACAUAUCAUUUCCACAAAAAAUAAAUAAAUAAA
This is a messenger RNA of Pelobates fuscus (common spadefoot toad), 590 nucleotides long. RefSeq names its product multiple coagulation factor deficiency protein 2 homolog. The coding region runs from base 47 to 553 and encodes 168 amino acids. The transcript is spliced from 4 exons. Lineage: Eukaryota; Metazoa; Chordata; Amphibia; Anura; Pelobatidae. The record is from RefSeq and is a predicted model, not a curated record.